Messenger RNA from Zasmidium cellare ATCC 36951, 1524 nucleotides. RefSeq lists its product as uncharacterized. Gene Ontology annotation, biological process: zinc ion transport; transmembrane transport; intracellular zinc ion homeostasis. The record is from RefSeq and is a predicted model, not a curated record. The transcript has a single exon. NCBI's taxonomy places the organism in Eukaryota, Fungi, Ascomycota, Dothideomycetes, Mycosphaerellales, Mycosphaerellaceae. Gene Ontology annotation, molecular function: zinc ion transmembrane transporter activity. Gene Ontology annotation, cellular component: Golgi apparatus; membrane. The coding region runs from base 1 to 1524 and encodes 507 amino acids.
AUGUCAGCAUCCAGCCUUCCCAUCCCACAACCACCGCGAACGCCUACCCCUCCAUCAGACAACCCACCAUCGCCUCAACCAGUCGGCCUAGGCCUAGGACCCAGUAUCCAGACGGAACACGACUACGACAUCCACACCGGCAUCAACGACUCCCCCGAACGCGAACGCAAUGGCAGCAUCGGUAGGAUCGAUUCCGCCGCCUCGAUGCUCUCCCCCACGAGCGCGACAUUCAGCACCACGAACGGAGGGUUGAGUCCUCAAGGGAGCCUCUACAGUCCGAUCACCCCUCAGACCGCGAGCACAGAUGGCGAAUUUGGAAGUAUCGACGCCAACGCCGGCGCUGGUGUCGUUACGAAUCCUUUCAAUUUCACGCCUGUUCAAUAUGCGCCUCCUUCGCAGGCUGGGCAGAAGAGCGAGUUGUUGGGGAAGAGGAGGGGCCACAAGUAUAGGCAUUCGUCUAUUCAUGCGAGUCAUAUGGAUUCUAUAUUCAAGUCUCCUGCGCCGAGUCAGAGGACACCUUUGAGUGUGCCUGCGAGUCUGCCUAUGCCAACGAGGAAAGAGGCUUGGUGGAGCAUGACGAGACACCAGACGAUGAGACUGAGCUGGUGUGCUUGUCAUUUCCUUAUUGCGGGCUAUGUGCAAUUCAGUGGAGCGGGAAGUCUGGCCAUGACGGCACUUAGUCGAUUGCUCUUGUUCGAUGCGGCCGGUGCUACGGUCUGCGUGGUUGUGGACGUUAUGGGCAACUUCGAGGUCUGGAAGAGGAGCUCGAUCAAACAUCCAUUUGGCCUGGAACGAGCUGAUGUCCUCGCUGGGUUUGGCAUGGCUGUCUUCAUUGCGUUCAUGGGCUUGGACGUGAUCAGCCACGGCAUCCAGCACUCACUGGAGAAUGUUGGUACCCACGUUGCCCAUUCUCCACACGAUCAUGAGCGCGUUGGUGCAGCACACGUGGAUACAGCCAGCUUGCUCUCCAUUGUCAGCACCAUCGUCUCCGCCGUCCUGCUCAAAAACCACGCCCGUAUCGGCAAGGCGAUGAGAUUCGAAUUACUUGCAGGUUGGGGCAGGAUCCUGGGCAACCCCUCACACUUCCUCACGCUGUCGUGUUCAGUGCUGAUGCUACUUCUGCCUUUUAUGACGAACGACUCGUACGGCUGGUUUGACAAGGGGCUCUCCUUCAUCAUUGCCUCGCUCAUGAUUGCCUUCGGUGUACGACUCGCGACCUCUCUGGCGUCAAUGCUUCUAAUGAGCUACCGACCUGCAGAAAAAGGAGCCAUCCACCGCAUCAUCGACGAAAUCGCCAACGCUGACUCGUCCGUCACCAACGUAGACGAGGCACGUUUCUGGCAAGUCCAUUAUGGAUUAUGCAUGGCGAAUCUCAAGCUUCGCUAUCGCAGCAGCAGGGGAGGCUAUGGCAUGAAUACGGACGACAUUACAAGGGUUCGACAGAAGGUCGCGAGUCUGAUCAGACAGCGGCUAGGCGGUGUCAAUUGGGAUGUAAGUGUGCAACUCUCGGUCGAGACGGAUUGA